AUGCCGACGAGAUAUGGCAUGUCUCAGCUCCAGACGCGCCUGUUUCCACCAGAGAAGCCUUCACUAAGGGAUGCAAGCGAAAGUGUUGUUAGUGAGAUAACCGUAAAUCUUGGAGAAACUUUCACGUUCAGAUGUGUAAAGGGAGCUGGCGGAGUGGACCCGGACUCAUAUCAAUUCUACAAAGGCGGUAACAGGGCUACAGACGGUGUGACAGGCGCGACAUUUAGCAAGGCUGCAGUGAAAUCGGACGGCGGUUGGUAUUACAAGUGCAAGGCAGUAAAAGAUGGAUUAGUCAGCGUCGCAUCUGUUGGUGUUGUUCUAACAGUAAAAGUCCCUCCGGACAAACCCUUGAUCAAGAAUGCAGCUGAUCAAGUCAUAACAUCCUUAACACUGAAUGCUGGCGAAAUAUUCUCAUUUACCUGCGCACAGGCGGCGAGUGGGGUGGUCCCGGACGCUUGGGAAGUGUUCCACGACGAUGCCAAAAUAGCAACCGGUGUGACUGGCGCAACCUUAUCACAAACGGUGGCUGGUAGUGAUGCAGGAUCGUACACGUGCAAGGCUUUGAAAGAAGGACUGGCAAGUGCGGCAUCGGAUACAUUGGCGCUGACAGUCAACGUUCCUCCGGACAAGCCGUUGAUCAAGAAUGCGGCUGGUAUAGUCAUGACAUCUUUAACACUGAAUGCUGGCGAAACAUUCUCAUUCACGUGCACACAGGCCGCGAGUGGGGUGGUCCCGGACGCUUGGGAAUCGUUCCACGAUGAUGUCAAAACAGCAACCGGUGUGACAGGGGCAGCCUUGUCCAAAACGGUAGCUGGUAGUGAUGCAGGAUCGUACACAUGCAAGGCUUUGAAAGCAGGACUGGCAAGUGUGGCAUCGGAUACAUUGGCGCUGACAGUCAAAGUUCCUCCGGACAAGCCGUUGAUCAAGAAUGCGGCUGGUAUAGUCAUGACAUCUUUAACACUGAAUGCUGGCGAAACAUUCUCAUUCACGUGCACAAAGGCCGCGAGUGGGAUGGUCCCGGACGCUUGGGAAGUGUUCCACGACGAUGUCAAAAUAGCAACCGGUGUGACCGGCGCAACCUUAUCACAAACGGUGGCUGGUAGUGAUGAAGGAUCGUACACGUGCAAGGCUUUGAAAGCAGGACUGGCAAGUGCGGCAUCGGAUACAUUGGCGCUGACAGUCAACGUUCCUCCGGACAAGCCGUUGAUCAAGAAUGCGGCUGGUAUAGUCAUGACGUCUUUAACACUGAAUGCUGGCGAAACAUUCUCAUUCACGUGCACAAAGGCGGCGAGUGGGGUGGUCCCGGACGCUUGGGAAGUGUCCCACGACGAUGUCAAAAUAGCAACCGGUGUGACAGGGGCAACAUUGUCCAAAAUGGUAGCUGGUAGUGAUGCAGGAUCGUACACGUGCAAGGCUUUGAAAGCAGGACUGGCAAGUGCGGCAUCGGAUACAUUGGCGCUGACAGUCAAAGUUCCUCCGGACAAGCCGUUGAUCAAGAAUGCGGCUGGUAUAGUCAUGACAUCUUUAACACUGAAUGCUGGCGAAACAUUCUCAUUCACGUGCACAAAGGCCGCGAGUGGGGUGGUCCCGGACGCUUGGGAAUCGUUCCACGACGAUGUCAAAAUAGCAACCGGUGUGACAGGGGCAGCCUUGUCCAAAACGGUAGCUGGUAGUGAUGCAGGAUCGUACACGUGCAAGGCUUUGAAAGAAGGACUGGCAAGUGUGGCAUCGGAUACAUUGGCGCUGACAGUCAACGUUCCUCCGGACAAGCCGUUGAUCAAGAAUGCGGCUGGUAUAGUCAUGACAUCUUUAACACUGAAUGCUGGCGAAACAUUCUCAUUCACGUGCACAAAGGCGGCGAGUGGGGUGGUCCCGGACGCUUGGGAAGUGUCCCACGACGAUGUCAAAAUAGCAACCGGUGUGACAGGGGCAACAUUGUCCAAAACGGUAGCUGGUAGUGAUGCAGGAUCGUACACGUGCAAGGCUUUGAAAGCAGGACUGGCAAGUGCGGCAUCGGAUACAUUGGCGCUGACAGUCAAAGUUCCUCCGGACAAGCCGUUGAUCAAGAAUGCGGCUGGUAUAGUCAUGACAUCUUUAACACUGAAUGCUGGCGAAACAUUCUCAUUCACGUGCACAAAGGCGGCGAGUGGGGUGGUCCCGGACGCUUGGGAAGUGUCCCACGACGAUGUCAAAAUAGCAACCGGUGUGACAGGGGCAACAUUGUCCAAAACGGUAGCUGGUAGUGAUGCAGGAUCGUACACGUGCAAGGCUUUGAAAGCAGGACUGGCAAGUGCGGCAUCGGAUACAUUGGCGCUGACAGUCAAAGUUCCUCCGGACAAGCCGUUGAUCAAGAAUGCGGCUGGUAUAGUCAUGACAUCUUUAACACUGAAUGCUGGCGAAACAUUCUCAUUCACGUGCACAAAGGCGGCGAGUGGGGUGGUCCCGGACGCUUGGGAAUCGUUCCACGACGAUGUCAAAAUAGCAACCGGUGUGACAGGGGCAACAUUGUCCAAAACGGUAGCUGGUAGUGAUGCAGGAUCGUACACGUGCAAGGCUUUGAAAGAAGGACUGGCAAGUGCGGCAUCGGAUACAUUGGCGCUGACAGUCAACGUUCCUCCGGACAAGCCGUUGAUCAAGAAUGCGGCUGGUAUAGUCAUGACAUCUUUAACACUGAAUGCUGGCGAAACAUUCUCAUUCACGUGCACAAAGGCCGCGAGUGGGGUGGUCCCGGACACUUGGGAAUUGUUCUACGGCGGUGUCAAAACAGCAACCGGUGUGACAGGGGCAACAUUGUCGAAAACGGUAGCUGGUAGUGAUGCAGGAUCGUACACGUGCAAGGCUUUGAAAGCAGGACUGGCAAGUGAAACGUCGGAGAUAUUGGCGCUUACAGUAAACGUUCCACCGGACAAGCCAUUGCUAAGGAACGCCGGUGGCCAAGUAGUAACAACCGCAACAGUGUACGUUGGCGAAACCAUCACAUUCACCUGUACACAAGCAGCAACCGGAGUAGUCCCAGAUGCUUGGGAAUUCUACAAAGACAGUAAUAAGGAUACAUCAGAUGUGAUAGGCGCGACAUUUAGCAAGACUGCAGUACUAGCGGACGGCGGAUUGUUUUAUAAAUGCCUGGCAUUGAAGGGCGGAUUGGCAAGUGUCGCAUCAGAUACUCUGUUGUUAACAGUACUUGUGUUUGCUGAUUUGAGAUGAGCUGCAUUGGGGCAAACUGAUAAUUUGCAGCGUCAACUGCUGGCGUGAGAAACGGUGUUAUUCUAAGAUUUAUGCCUUAGGGUUGAUAUCCGGAAGAAAGGUAGGUACGAUCAAGGAAAGGCAGAUUAGCGUUAUCUAACUGUUGAACAUGGCUGAUUUCGGACUUGACGACUUCACAUUGAUCCAGCCGGACAGACUCUUGACAAAUAGAUGAGUUUAAAAACCGGGUCCUCGAUACUGUUUCGUGAAUUCCGUUCAACGCUUUCCGUUAACUAUUUCUAGAAGCAA
Molecule: messenger RNA, 3492 nt
Organism: Lineus longissimus
Lineage: Eukaryota; Metazoa; Nemertea; Pilidiophora; Heteronemertea; Lineidae
Product: carcinoembryonic antigen-related cell adhesion molecule 5-like
Exons: 13
Coding region: 1-3204 (1067 amino acids)
Biological process (GO): cell-cell adhesion
Cellular component (GO): plasma membrane; cell-cell junction
Molecular function (GO): cell adhesion molecule binding
Source: RefSeq, a predicted model, not a curated record